AUGUCUGAUAAUGAGAAAAUGCAAACCUCCGAAAAUACGAAUGAAUGGAUUAAUUGGAUUGAAGAAGCUAUUGUCAAAGAACACUUAAAAUUUUACGAAUACAACCUAUUUAGUAACUUUCUAAAAAUUGGUGCUGGAGGUUUUGGAAAAGUGUACCGUGCAAAUUGGAAAAAUUUAGAAAAGCAAUUAGCAUUAAAAUCUUUUUUUAAUCUUGACAACAUCACUGUGAAAGAAAUUGUUCGUGAGCAUUCUAGCAAUAUAUUAGUCCAUCAAAACGUGAUCAAAUUGGCAGAUUUUGGGUUAUCAAAAAGAAUCGGGGCAUCGUCCAAUUUUCAAUCAAAAUUAUUUGGUAUGGUUCCUUAUGUUGAUCCAAAAAGUUUUAGCAGGAGAAGAAAUAAUAAUAACCAAAUGUAUUCAUUAAAUGAAAAAAGUGAUGUUUACAGUAUUGGAGUAUUAUUAUGGGAAUUAUCAAGUGGACAACCUCCUUUUUAUGCUGAUGGUGAACAUUAUGAUGUUGGUCUAAUUUAUGACAUUUCGCAAGGUCAUAGAGAAAUAGCUGUUCCUGAUACACCCAAUAAAUAUGUAAAAAUUUAUACUAAAUGUUGGGAUGGUGAGCCAGAUAAUCGUCCAACUAUAUUUCAAGUAGUUGAUUGGUUAAAAGCAAUCAUUACAAAAACAGAUAUAAUAAUAGAAAAUCCUCAAUAA
Molecule: messenger RNA, 705 nt
Organism: Rhizophagus irregularis DAOM 181602=DAOM 197198
Lineage: Eukaryota; Fungi; Glomeromycota; Glomeromycetes; Glomerales; Glomeraceae
Source: RefSeq, a predicted model, not a curated record